ACGUUUCUUGCCUCUGACGUCAACAAGAGCUCAGGACAGCCAGCAGAUUACUUGGUCAAAAGUGGGAAGAAAACAAUGAAGAAGAAGCUGAAGAGGGAAGUCAACCUUACUUAAUGCCUUCAACAGAGUCGGGUAGCAGCGCUGAUGCACACUCAUCCAGCGAGGUAUUGAGGAUUCAAUCACACUUGCCGCCUGGCCCUUCUUCUGGCUCCCCCAUCCAAGAAAUUGUCGACAGGGCGUACCGAGUACACGAUGAAUGGUCCCUGGCGUGUUUCAUCGCCACUUCUGUGGCGCUCUUCCUUCUCCUGUGCUCAGUUGCUUACUUCUUCUUAGGUAACCGAGGACUACUUCGCUCACAUUACUCGCCACGGCCCUCACUCAAAGGAGCUCCCGUGCUCAGCCGGCCACGAGGCCAGGUACCGGGGCCCGUGAUGGUCUGCUACUACGAUCCGGCAUGGUCCAACGAUACCGCACGCGGCGCCUGGGUCUACCAUCUGUCGCAGCACUUUCACGCCGAGCAGUGCACUCACGCGGUCUUAGUGGCCGCUGAGUACGGUGACCGCGGCAUCGUGCUUCCUAGACACGUCUCAGAGUCCCUUGCGAAUUUUCUAAUUCUGCGACGGCCAAGUCUCCCCGUACUGGUAUCCGUGAUGGUACGAGACGUCACCGAAGCAUUUUCAAAUUGGCAGCAAUUUGCCCAAGUUGUUGUCGACUGGGCAAUAAAGAAUGGUUUCGAUGGUGUGGAACUCGAUAUGGCCGAAGGAACAGCUGCACGCGGAUAUGACGCUCUGGCCCAGGCUUUAUCAAGGCAGAUGGCAUUGGCGACGCAACUGUGGAUCCUGAGCGCAAAUGUCUACAUGACUCCGAGCUUUUCAAAGCAAGUGGACUUGCAGGCGCUGCACAGGGUAGUCGACUUCUUGGUGCUCAACACGCAAGGCCUCUCGCUGGAUGAUCAGGUUACGUCAGCCCACUCGCCACUUUACGGGAAAAAUUCGUGGAACAGCACCCUUGGAAUGGUGUACGCCCGCACGGCAUCGCUCUCUCGGCUGGUGCCCACAGUACCGUUCAUGUCGCGAGAGUUCGAGCUGAGGGAAAAGUUGCCCAGCCCUACCAGCGUCUGCGCAGGCAUCGGCUGCCGAGGAGUGGCCGCGAAAACCCAGUACCACUCUUCGCCAGGCAUCAGAGCCUUCUUCGAGGUGUGUGAAACCUUAAACGAUACAUCGUGGCUGAAGGCCUGGCAGGAAGACGAUUACUAUUUCAUGGAGUCUAAAGAACGACGAUUCAUUGUUCUGGAAACAAGGGAAAGCAUCACUUGCAAGAUGCUAUUCGUUGCUGCCCACCGCUUGCUAGGCGUGGCGCUGAAGCAACUCGGGUUGGACGCUUUCCGAGCGUCGCCAGAGUGCGGCCCUCGGGACACGCUGUUCGACGCCGUGGAUACCCAGUUCCGGCAAUUCCAACGCAGUGGAGACGGCAAGCUGCGGUGGAUGGCUCCCCGCGUGCGGCUGACCGUGGUGCGCGAGAGUGGAAGGACCAGCUGUGUUGGCAUCGUCUAGCCAGAUUGUAGCUAGCCACGGUCGCGUUGUUUCAUAUUUUUAAUUAUAUUUAGGGACUCCGUAUUGCUUUUUGUAGCACUUGAUAAACUUUGAAUUUUGAGCUGAUAUGAA
Dermacentor albipictus is the source of this 1664-nucleotide messenger RNA. RefSeq names its product oviduct-specific glycoprotein-like. Gene Ontology annotation, molecular function: chitin binding; chitinase activity. Gene Ontology annotation, cellular component: extracellular region. The record is from RefSeq and is a predicted model, not a curated record. Lineage: Eukaryota; Metazoa; Arthropoda; Arachnida; Ixodida; Ixodidae. Gene Ontology annotation, biological process: chitin catabolic process; carbohydrate metabolic process.